Molecule: messenger RNA, 1068 nt
Organism: Cuscuta campestris
Lineage: Eukaryota; Viridiplantae; Streptophyta; Magnoliopsida; Solanales; Convolvulaceae
Source: the annotation of a GenBank genome assembly
CCAAAACACUCCUCUGCUGAUUCCUGCAGUCAUCAGUCCAUAUAUAACAGCUAGGAACCUGUCAUAUGGCUAAUCCUUGGUGGAGUGGGAAUAAUGUAAAUAUGAAUCAAAUGGAGAUUAGCAACCAGCUUGUGCUGAUGAGGAGCGGCAGCAGGCAAGAGUUUAUGCCCGCCGCCGGAGACACCACCAGUAGCGGGAGUCAGAACCCCGGAAGCGGCGGCCGAGACGAGGAGGGGGGGUACGACGGGGAGGAGGAGAACAAGGCCGCAGCUCGGGGACAGGGUACGGCUCCUUCUGGCCGACGGGCCCGGGGGAGGCCGCCGGGGUCGAAGAACCGGCCGAAACCUCCGGUCAUCAUCACGAAGGAGAGCCAGGACUCGCUCCGGAGCCACGUUUUGGAGAUCAGAGGCGGGUGCGACGUCGUCGAAAGCCUCGCCGCCUUCGCCCACAAACGCCGCCGCGGCGUCUCCGUCCUGAGCGGGAGCGGAGUCGUCGCCAACGUGAGCUUCAGGCAGCCUGCGGUGCCCGGAGGGGUGGUUACGUUGGAGGGAAGGUUCGAGAUACUCUCGUUGUCCGGCGCGUUUUUGCCAGCUCCAUCGCCGGCCGGAGCCACCGCACUCACGGUGUACUUGGCCGGCGGACAAGGGCAAGUUGUGGGCGGGAUUGUGGUCGGGUCGCUUGUGGCCUCGGGUCCAGUGUUGGUGAUCGCGGCCACUUUCACCAAUGCGACCUACGAAAGACUUCCCCUGCAGUCGCCAGAGGAAGAGCGGUUUCCGCCGUCCCCCGUCAAUGAAACCGGAGGACGGAAAACCACGGAGACUCCCCCUCCGGCGGCGUCCGCGGCCGCCCCAUUGUACAACUUGCCACUCAACUUGCUAUCCAACAAUGGCCAUAACAAUAUACCCCAUGAAUUCUUUUGGCCUAUUGACUCGACUCCUCUCCCGCGCCCUCCGCCCUCGAAUUAUUAAGGGCGCAUUCGGGGGAGAGCGUUGAGAUUGGAGGAGUCAAAGCGGUCGCGUAGCGUGAAUGAUUUCAUGCAAUCGGACCGGACCCGCUCUGACUCUUCUA